CAGCCUACUCUUUACUCCUCAACCACAAAAACAUCUUCAGAAAUGGAUGGAGCCUGGGUCUACCUGGUGACAGGAGGAUGUGGUUUUCUUGGAGAGAAGAUCGUAGAGCUCCUGUCUCAACAAGACUACAUCAAAGAAGUCAGAGUGUUUGAUUCAGUGGCAAGAAAAGAAGUAGAAAAAUUCACCACAGCUACCACUCGUGUGACAGUGAUGAAAGGAGACGUUCGAGACUACGAUCUGCUCCUCACUGCCAUGCAGGGAGUUCACGUGGUUAUUCACACAGCUGCUAUUGUGAACGAAAAAAACACCGUGCCCUUUUGGGAAAUGAGAUCUGUCAACGUUGGGGGUACUGAAAAUAUGUUAAAGGCCUGCUGUGCCUUGAACGUCCCCUAUGUUGUCCACACAAGCUCCAUUGCUGCGGUGGGACCCAACACGUCGCAUGAGCCCAUGUUCAGAGGAAAUGAGGACACCAAAUACAGUGGGGAGGUGGAGCUGCCUUAUGGGAAGACAAAGGCCAUGUCAGAAAAACUUGUUUUGGAAGCCAACGGCAAAAAGCUGAGCAAUGGUGGUAGACUCACAACCUGCGUUAUCCGUCCAAACGCAGUGUAUGGGGAGAAAGCAAUGUUUCUUCAAGAGUUGUAUUUGCUCGCCAAAGCCAAGAACGGUGUGAUGGACUACCUGGAGCCUGAGAACACAGAGCGCGAUAGCACGUAUGUGGGGAACGUUGCAUGGAUGCAUGUUCUUGCAGCAAGGAACUUGCAGCUGAAACCAGACUUACUCGCGGGACAGGUGUAUUAUUCCUACGAUGACACUCCAACCAGAAAACCUUUUCUGGUAAGGCAUCAGCUGUUUGCCUCUCUGGACCCCUCAAUAAAGCUAGGCUCGCACAUCCCUUACUGGAAGAUAUGGUUAAUGAUCCAAGUACACCGGAUCAUCAGGAUCAUCUUGUACCCUUUCCGGAAGCCAACGCCUUUCCUAAGCGUGCCUUUAGUGAACACCAUAGUCACCACCUUCUCCUGUGAGACAGACAAAGCCGCCAGGCAUUUUGGGUACAAACCCCUCUUCACCUGGAAUGAGAGCAAGCACAGAACUACAGAGUGGUUAAAAGCAGCUGCAGGGAACCAGGAACCCUCCCAGCUUCAUAAAAAGAAGAACUAA
Messenger RNA from Eurypyga helias (sunbittern), 1158 nucleotides. It is a transcript of the gene HSD3B7, whose product is annotated as hydroxy-delta-5-steroid dehydrogenase, 3 beta- and steroid delta-isomerase 7. The record is from RefSeq and is a predicted model, not a curated record. NCBI's taxonomy places the organism in Eukaryota, Metazoa, Chordata, Aves, Eurypygiformes, Eurypygidae. Gene Ontology annotation, biological process: steroid biosynthetic process. Gene Ontology annotation, molecular function: 3-beta-hydroxy-Delta5-steroid dehydrogenase (NAD+) activity. The transcript has 6 exons. The coding region runs from base 43 to 1158 and encodes 371 amino acids.